AAAUAACCGGCCGUCCCGGAAAAAAAUGUCGCCUCUCAGUGACGCAAUGUCCGCUCUAUACUUUCUUCCGGUGUAGACCAGAAUAUCACAUGGUCAAAUGCGGAAGUGGUUGUUAUGGAUCACGAUUAUUCUUUGGCGAGUAUUGAAGUCCCCGUAAAACAGAGGCGUCAAUAUUUUGAUACACGCAGACUGUGUGACAAACGGAGGAAUAAAACCAGGAUAAAUAUCGGCCAGGCGUUUUCAAGAUGGAGAGAGCUGCGCGACAAUCUUGGACUUGACAGAGACUCUGCUCUCGCGAGUGUAUUGAUAGACAGCUGUGUUACUAAGAUCCGUGGAGGCAUUAAACUGUUCUCAGCCAACAACAAAAUCUCUCCUUCAAGCGAUGAAAGCAGAAGUCAUGAGCUACAGGGAAGCAAGACCGGUUAUCAACCUACAAACUCCUACCAAUGUCACUGUAGACAUGACUCUCUAUGGGAUUUUAGGAGUGAAUGAAAAAUUUCAGGUGUUGGAAACAUAUCUGUGGGUGAGGCUGACUUGGCAGAUUGAAGGUUUAAGUUGGGAUCCGGCUGAAUGCGGAGCAAAUAAAAUCUCACUUCCACGAGAGACAGUAUGGAUUCCAGACAUUGUCAUCAAUGAAUUCAUGGAUGAAAACAGAGCACCAGAAACACAGUACGUGUACGUUAUGUCCAAUGGUGAGGUGAGGGACGGCAAGCCAUUUCAUGUGAUCAGCUCCUGUAAACUGGACAUCUACAUCUUUCCUUUCGAUAUUCAGAACUGCUCGUACACGUUCAACUCUUACAAACACAAUGUUCAGGAUGUUCGGUUGUCAUUCUAUAAAUCCGUGAAGCUAGUAUUCAAGGAGUCUUUGGAACUCAUGGCGACCCAAGGAGAGUGGGAGCUAAUUGACAUGCUGGGAGAAAAACCCGAACACACUUAUGAAGAAGGAGGAUGGGAUGCACUUAUAGUUCAUAUUGUGUUGAGACGUCGAGCUGCACUGUAUGUGGUGAACCUCUUGAUUCCCAGCUGCUUUCUGCUUUCUGUGGAUCUGUUCAGCUUCUUACUGCCUCCUCAGCAUGUGGAUCGAUCGUCCUUCAAAAUGACUCUCAUCUUGGGUUACACCGUAUUCCUGCUGUUAAUGAAUGACCUCCUGCCUGUCACAGGAAACACCUUACCUCUCAUAAAUUUGUUCUUCUCUCUCUGCUUUGCCUUGAUGGUGACAAGUCUCCUUGAAACGGUUCUCAUCACUAAUAUCCUGUGCGGUUCCAACCAUUUUCCACCAUUACCAAAGUGGAUCAGAAUUCUGGUGCUUAAGUAUCUUGCUCGACUUGUGUGUAUGGAGCAGAUGUCUUGCGAUCAAAACUCAGAAGGAAACACACCUAAGAUUCUUGUCUACAGUAACAGCAUGACUGAAUACUCAAAGAAAGAUUCAGUUUGUUCAUCCCCAGUGAGUUUCCAGGAACGGUGUCUAGAAGAGAUGCAGAAGCUGAGGAAAGAUCUGCUGGCUAUCCGCCGUCAGGUUGAAGAACACUUCAGUAAUGAAAACAGGACAGAUGAAUGGAUCAUGUUCGGUCAGAUCAUUGAUCGUCUGCUCUUCAUAGUGUAUUUUAUUUUCGUCACUGUGAGCUCAAUAACAAUAUUGGUUCUGUGGAUACACUCAUCCCGUCUAGACAAAAACCCUUAGUUUACUUCUUAUCCUUUAUAAACUUUUUUGUUUUCUUGUAUUGUAUGUAUGAUCAAAACACCUUUUGUUAUAGUUGUUUUAUUAUAGGGUGGUACAGUAUGUAAAAAAUCUUUCAAUAAUAUCAUCAAAAACUUAAUGUUAAAAAAAA
Molecule: messenger RNA, 1829 nt
Organism: Triplophysa dalaica
Lineage: Eukaryota; Metazoa; Chordata; Actinopteri; Cypriniformes; Nemacheilidae
Product: 5-hydroxytryptamine receptor 3A
Exons: 9
Coding region: 383-1681 (432 amino acids)
Biological process (GO): regulation of membrane potential; signal transduction; nervous system process
Cellular component (GO): membrane; synapse; neuron projection
Molecular function (GO): transmembrane signaling receptor activity; extracellular ligand-gated monoatomic ion channel activity; neurotransmitter receptor activity
Source: RefSeq, a predicted model, not a curated record